GAAGGUGGAGAGCUGCGGCGGGCCGAGACUUUAAAUCGCCUUCAUUUCCCCCAAAUCCUUCCUUUUCCUCUCCUCCCCCAGGCCGGCGGGGAGGCAGCUUCCACCGCCCUCCGCGCGGGCUCGCCCGGCCUUGCUUUGCCUCCAGGGACCGCUAGCGGCCCACCUCCAAAAGUUUGAUCAUCUCUCUCUAUCUCUCUCUCUGCCUUUUCUUGCUUCUUCCUUUUUGGUGGAAGCAGAAAAAGAGAGGCAGGGGCGAGCGCGGCUGCCGGACUCCUGGGACCAUGGGCCUGGCGCGGGCGCCCGCGGGGCUGAGGCCGUGCCGUUCGCCUGCUCCGGCGCCCCUGGGCGCAGGGCUGCGCUGGGGGUGCGCGGGCAGCGCGCUCUGAGCCGGCCUGGCGCGGCGCGGCGGGGGGCUGGCGGCCCCAUGGGGCGCGCCCACACUUGCCCCCCGGGCUCGGGAGUAUGAAGUAGGGGCCUGCCAUGGGCAAGGGAUCGGCGCGGGGGGCCCGAGGCACAGCGGCGGCAGGACACGGGGGGGGGUUUCUCUUCGCCUGGAUCUUGGUCUCAUUUGCCUGGCAUCUGGCCUCCACCCAAGGAGCUCCUGAAGAUGUGGAUGUCCUCCAGCGGCUGGGCCUCAGCUGGACGAAGGCCGGGGGUGGCCGGAGCCCCGCACCCCCCGGUGUUAUUCCUUUCCCAUCUGGCUUCAUCUUCACGCAGCGGGCCAGAUUGCAGGCCCCCACAGCCACAGUCCUUCCCACCACCCUGGGCUGGGAGUUGGCGCUGGUGUUAAGCCUCUGUUCGCACCGCGUGAACCAUGCCUUCCUCUUCGCCAUCCGCAGCAGGAAGCACAGGCUGCAGCUGGGCCUGCAGUUCCUUCCCGGCAGGACACUCGUCCACCUGGGUCCCCGGCAAUCUGUGACCUUUGACCUGGAUGUGCAUGAUGGGCGCUGGCACCACCUGGCCCUAGAGCUGCGUGGCCGCACGGUCACGUUGGUGACCGCCUGUGGGCAGCACAGGGUACCUGUCCCACUGCCUUCCCGUAGGGACUCUACGCUUGACCCCCAGGGCUCCUUUCUCUUGGGGAAGAUGAACCCUCGUGCUGUCCAGUUCGAAGGUGCACUCUGUCAGUUCAGCAUCCAUCCCGUGGCGCAGGUCGCUCAUAAUUACUGUGCCCACCUGAGAGAGCGGUGCCGACAGGUGGACACAUAUGGUCCCCAGGAGGGAGCCCUCUUCCCCUGGGACUCGGGCCCAGCUUUUGCUUUGCAUCCUGAACCAGCCUUGCUUGGCCUGGGGAACCUGACCAGAGCCCCAGCAACCCUGGGGACCAGGCCUGUAGGCAGGGGACCCAUGGUGACUAUGGCUCCUGCCAUGCCCACCAAGCCCCUGAGGAUUGUCUCCCCAGAUGUCUCCCAACACAACUCUGCCCAGACACCACUGGCACCUGCCAAGCAGUCAGCCAGGAAAACACCUUUCCCCUCGCCUUCAGCUUCUUUGGCUGGUUCCACCAGGAUUUUUCAUCCAGCUGCUGCCCAACCACUACAGAUCACAGCCACUAGUCCCACCACGCGUCCCCCCACCACGCGUCCCCCCGCCAAACCUUCUGCUUCUGCCCCUUCAGUCACCCCUGUGAAAAGUCCCCAUCCAACUCAGAAAACAGCCGUCCCUUCAUUCACAAAGCCUGUCCUACCCACCCAGAAGCCAGUGAACCGCACCUCCCACCUAGCACCUUCCAGAGCCUCAGGUCCCACUGUCAGGCCUGUCCAGAAGACCCUCGUGACACCCCGACCUCUAGCACCCAGCCCCCGGCCCCUGCAACCCACUGCUGGUGUAUCGAAGAAGUCUACUAUUCCCACAGCAGCAGAGGCUAAAUCCAAGAUGACCAGUCGGGCCAACAAGCCAGUCUUGGCUCUCACCAGUGCCCCUAAAACUCUUCAGCAAACUGUUGUGUCCCAGUCCCCUGUUCCCUUCCUGGGCUCUACGAGAGCCUCUCGGACACUGGCUACAGCCCCUGCUCUGCUGGGCACUGGAAAUCCUAGAAUGGCUCCUCCCGCUCGUGACUCUGCUACAACUCCUGCUGGAAGCAAGAAAUUCACAGGGCUGGAAGCCUCCAAGAAAACCAGACGGAAGAGCAGCCCCCGGAAGCCCAUGCCGCCCAGCCCUGAGAAGACAGCAAGGGACACCCCACCAAGAGACCUGACCACCAAGUCCAGCCAGCUGUCUUCCCCAGCCCUGGUCCUUGCCCCGGCUCACCUCCUGUCCUCCAGCCCCCAGCCCACCAGCAGCAGCUUCCCUUUCUUCCACCUGCCUGACCCUACACCUUUCCCGAUGCUGAUGGGGCCUCCAGGCUCCAAGGGAGACUGUGGCUUGCCGGGUCCCCCUGGGCUGCCGGGAUUACCUGGAUCUCCCGGUGCACGAGGUCCUCGGGGUCCUCCUGGGCCAUACGGGAACCCAGGCCCACCUGGCCCGCCUGGAGCCAAAGGACAGAAAGGGGACCCGGGACUCUCACCAGGACAGGCUCAUGAUGGGGCAAAGGGCAACAUGGGCUUGCCUGGGCUCUCCGGAAAUCCAGGACCCUUGGGACGGAAGGGACCCAAGGGCCAUCCUGGAGCAGCAGGGCACCCUGGAGAACAGGGCCAGCCGGGACCUGCGGGCAGUCCAGGGGCCAAAGGUUACCCUGGCAGGCAGGGGUUCCCUGGACCUGUAGGAGAUCCUGGCCCCAAAGGCAGCCGGGGCUACAUUGGACUCCCGGGACUCUUCGGCCUGCCGGGAUCGGAUGGAGAGCGGGGCCUCCCUGGUGUUCCUGGCAAGAGGGGCGAGAUGGGUAGGCCGGGCUUCCCUGGAGACUUUGGGGAAAGAGGCCCUCCUGGACUUGAUGGGAACCCUGGAGAAAUUGGUCUGCCAGGGCCACCAGGAGUCCCCGGCCUCAUUGGUGACAUGGGAGCAUUGGGUCCACUUGGCUACCCGGGACCCAAAGGCAUGAAGGGACUGAUGGGCGGCGUGGGGGAGCCCGGACUGAAAGGUGAUAAGGGUGAACAAGGGGUCCCAGGUGUGUCGGGAGAUCCCGGCUUCCAAGGAGACAAGGGGAGUCAGGGCUUGCCAGGGUUCCCAGGUGCUCGAGGGAAGCCAGGGCCUCUGGGCAAAGCUGGAGACAAAGGCUCACUUGGGUUUCCUGGACCUCCUGGUCCUGAGGGUUUCCCAGGAGACAUUGGCCCCCCAGGGGACAAUGGUCCUGAAGGCCUGAAGGGUAAGCCUGGAGCCCGAGGCCUGCCUGGACCCCCUGGGCAGCCGGGACCUGAGGGAGAUGAAGGACCCACGGGGCCGCCAGGAGUCCCAGGCUUGGAGGGUCAGCCUGGAAGGAAGGGGUUUCCUGGGAGGCCUGGCCUGGAUGGUUCGAAGGGAGAACCAGGGGAUCCUGGACGGCCGGGGCCUGUGGGUGAACAGGGAUCCCAGCCUGCUUCUGGCACGGGAAGAAUGCUCGGCUCCCAGGGUUGCUGGCAGCGGCCCCACUGCUUGGCUCUCAAAUCUGAACCAUCUGGCGGAGUGGUGGGGAGAAGCAGCUCAGAGGCUAUGCUCUUCCAUGGCAGUCCCAGCUGUACAGGACUUAUGGGAUUCAUUGGUCUGAUCGGGGAGCCUGGAAUCGUGGGGGAGAAGGGAGACCGUGGAGUGAUGGGACCCCCAGGCGCACCUGGACCCAAGGGGUCGAUGGGCCAUCCUGGAACGCCAGGUGGUAUUGGGAACCCUGGAGAGCCUGGAUCCCGGGGCCCUCCAGGAUCUCGAGGCCCGCCAGGCAUGAGGGGAGCCAAGGGGCGCCGGGGCCCCCGAGGACCUGAUGGACCAGCUGGGGAGCAGGGGUCGAAGGGCCUGAAGGGCCGUUCGGGACCUCGGGGCAGACCUGGUCAGCCAGGACAGCAGGGUGCAGCUGGGGAGCGAGGCCACUCGGGCUCAAGAGGCUUCCUUGGCAUCCCUGGUCCCUCAGGCCCUCCAGGUGCCAAGGGUCUCCCAGGAGAACCGGGCUCUCAGGGACCUCAGGGGCCAGUUGGUCCUCCAGGAGAGAUGGGACCCAAGGGGCCGCCGGGUGCAGUGGGAGAGCCUGGCCUUCCUGGGGACUCCGGGAUGAAGGGUGACCUUGGACCUCUGGGCCCCCCUGGGGAGCAGGGCCUCAUUGGGCAGCGGGGAGAGCCAGGCCUUGAGGGAGACCUUGGCCCCGUGGGGCCCGAUGGGCUGAAGGGGGACAAAGGUGACUCAGGACCUGACGGUGAACGUGGUGAGAAGGGCCAGGAGGGACUGAAAGGAGAGGAUGGGCUCCCUGGGCCCCCAGGCGUCACUGGCGUCCGGGGUCCUGAAGGAAAGCCUGGCAAGCAGGGUGAGAAGGGCCAAAUGGGAGCUAAGGGUGCCAAGGGCUACCAAGGACAGCUGGGGGAGAUGGGCAUCCCCGGAGAGCCUGGGCCUCCUGGCACCCCAGGUCCUAAAGGGUCCCGGGGCACCCUAGGACCAAUGGGUGCUCCAGGACGGAUGGGAGCCCAAGGAGAGCCAGGAUUGGCUGGCUAUAAUGGACACAAAGGCAUCACAGGACCUCUCGGGCCUCCCGGGCCCAAAGGCGAGAAGGGGGAGCAGGGAGAGGACGGCAAGGCCGAGGGGCCCCCUGGGCCACCUGGAGACCGGGGUCCUGUGGGUGAUCGAGGAGACCGGGGGGAGCCAGGCGACCCUGGAUACCCUGGUCAAGAGGGAGUCCAAGGCCUCCGUGGAAAGCCGGGCCAGCAGGGCCAGCCCGGGCAUUCCGGACCCCGGGGGCAGCCAGGACCUAAAGGAUCAAAAGGCGAAGAGGGCCCAAAGGGAAAGCCUGGCAAGGCUGGGCCAUCAGGCCGGAGGGGGACUCAGGGGCUGCAGGGGCCGCCAGGGCCCCGGGGCGUGGUAGGGAGACAGGGCCCCGAGGGCAUUGCUGGACCUGAUGGGACUCCUGGCAGGGAUGGCCAGCCAGGAUAUCAGGGAGAGCAGGGAGAUGAUGGGGCCCCUGGCCCCAUGGGUCCUGCUGGGAGAAGAGGAAACCCAGGUGUGGCUGGCUUACCUGGAGCACAGGGGCCUCCGGGAUUCAAGGGUGAAAGUGGGUUACCUGGGCAACUGGGUCCCCCUGGAAAGCGAGGAACAGAAGGUGGAACAGGCCUUCCUGGGAACCAGGGGGAGCCAGGAGCCAAAGGCCAGCCGGGUGACUCUGGCGAGAUGGGCUUCCCAGGAGCGGCUGGCCUCUUUGGACCCAAGGGCCCCCCUGGAGACAUUGGCUUCAAAGGCAUCCAAGGCCCCCGGGGGCCUCCUGGCUUGAUGGGAAAGGAAGGUAUCAUUGGGCCCCCCGGAAUGCUAGGACCUUCAGGACUCCCGGGUCCCAAAGGUGACAGAGGCAGCCGAGGGGACUGGGGACUGCAAGGCCCAAAGGGUCCUCCUGGUCCGAGGGGUCGGCCAGGUCCACCGGGUCCUCCUUGGCAUCCUGUCCAGUUUCAGCAAGAUGACCUUGGGGCAGCUUUCCAGACAUGGAUGGAUGCUCACGGAGCAAUCAGAUCAGAGCAGGGGUACAGCUAUCCGGACCAGCUGGUGCUGGACCAGGGAGGAGAGAUCUUCAAAACCUUACACUACCUCAGCAACCUCAUCCAGAGCAUUAAGACGCCCUUGGGCACCAAGGAGAAUCCAGCCCGGGUCUGCCGGGACCUCAUGGACUGUGAGCAGAGGAUGGAGGAUGGUACCUACUGGGUAGACCCCAACCUCGGCUGCUCCUCUGACACCAUUGAAGUCUCCUGUAACUUUACACACGGUGGGCAGACGUGUCUGAAACCCAUCACGGCCUCCAAGGUGGAGUUUGCUGUGAGCCGGGUCCAGAUGAAUUUCUUGCACCUGCUCAGCUCUGAGGGGACACAGCACAUCACAAUCCACUGCCUGAACCUGACAGUGUGGCAGGAGGGCCCAGGGCGCCUCUCUGCCAGGCAAGCCGUGCGCUUCCGUGCCUGGAAUGGACAGGUCUUCGAAGCUGGGGGUCAGUUCAGGCCAGAGGUGUCUGUGGAUGGCUGCAAGGUCCGUGAUGGCCGCUGGCACCAGACACUGUUCACCUUCCGGACCCAGGACCCCCAGCAGCUGCCCAUUGUCAGCGUGGACAACCUCCCACCUGUCUCAUCAGGGAAGCAGUACCGCCUCGAAGUCGGACCUGCGUGCUUCCUCUGACCUCCGACCUCUGACCUCCAGGCUCCUCUAAGCCUUGCUGGGGAGGGAAGAGGCGGGGGGGGGGGGGCGUCUAGUCCCAGAAGAUGCGGGACUCUGCCUCAGGACCCUGGUGCAGGUCCCAACUGUUAUCUGCUCAGCGGGAGUUGAGAGAGGGUAGCAGGCUGUCCUGGAGAACUGCCAAUCCCAGCUUAGCCCCAACCAAAGAGCCAGUCAGAGCAAGCAGGGCUUGCGGCCCACUCCAGCCCAUGGCCUGUUGCCCAGCUCCGUAGACACCCCCUCCCUCCCCAACUUCCUGCCCAAAGAGUCCCUCCCCCGUUGAUGCCACCUCAAGGGAAGGGGGCGUGUUGUCGGCUGGUCCCUGUUAGGGGGCUUUUGAUGUGCAAUAUUAGAAAGGAGAUAUGAAAAAAAAAUAGAGGAGAAAAGGAGAGAAAGAAAUCUAUCUAUUAUAUAUAUAUAUUAUUUAAACAAAAAGAAGGUGUGUUACUAUUUUUUUCACCUGGGAGAGGUGAGGAAGGACAAGAGGAGCUGGGGGUGUGGAGAGGCUGACCCCCAGGCUGGGGUGCUGUGUGCUACCUCCCACUGUGAAAUCGCUGGUGCUCACAAUUGUCUCUCGUAAUGUAUGUGAUUUUUUUAAGAAGAAAAAAAAAACCUUAUUUAAGAUUCUGAAGGUGCUACUAUUUUUGUUGCCACAGGCUUUGAAGAAACGUUUUGAGUGGGGCCUUGUCCAUAAUCUUUCUCUCCUCCAAAUGGGGAUUUAACAAUGUUACUAGCGUUACCCCCGUAAUCUGCUGAGGAGGAAAAAAAGGAAAAAGAAAAAAAGAAAAAAAAGAAAAAAAAAGAAACAGAAAAAAUCCUACUAGAAACCAGAAGUAUGGAGAUUUCUGCUUCUGACCUUUGAGGAGGCGUUCUGACGAGGUCCUCCUUGCUCCUGGAGGGGUUUGGUUCCCUUUAGAAGACCCGACCUGGGAGAAGACUCCUCGGAUUUGAGGAAGAUGCUCCUCAGCAAGGGCUGAUCUGGAAGGUGAACUGUAAAUGCUGACCAUCUCUGAAGACCAAGGUUUCCCUCCCAGGAGCUCAUCUUCCGAAUGCAGCCAACCUCCCUGCUUUCCCAGAUUGCACAGCUGUGUAGAAACCCACAUCCUUUCCCCAAGCGCCUAUUUGGGUGGAGGAGGAAGGAUGAGUUAUGGGUACCUCAUCGGUCUCCAUAACAGCGAUCUUCCAUGCAACCUAAAUAAGUCGGGACCCUAAAUGGAUUUUGAAGUUAUUUUAACUAUGGAAUUAUUUUUAUAGAAGGAGGAUUGAUGUCAAAGUCUGUAUUUGUGUGUUUCUAAAGUUGUGUCUUGUGAGGAAUUGGAUUUGCUUUCCAUUAUUUAAUACCUCACUCCCACCCUCUCCCCCAGACGCUGCCUGUGUACCCCUGCCCGCCCCACCCCAGGCUAGAUGUGCGUUUUGUCAUUCGGUCCUCAUCUGCACGCUGUUUCCUGUUUCCUCUCUGUGUCUCUCGUCACCGGAUGUGUAUUCACUGUCGUUCUUCUGUUUCUGUCUAAAUGUCAGUGUGUCCAGACCCUCAGUGGGUUUCGUUUCUCAUGUUCCCUUCUGGACUUUAAAUAAAUAUUUAAAACUGA
This is a messenger RNA of Peromyscus californicus insignis, 7829 nucleotides long. It is a transcript of the gene Col27a1, whose product is annotated as collagen type XXVII alpha 1 chain. Gene Ontology annotation, molecular function: extracellular matrix structural constituent. The transcript is spliced from 62 exons. Bases 481 to 6204 code for a protein of 1907 amino acids. The record is from RefSeq and is a predicted model, not a curated record. Lineage: Eukaryota; Metazoa; Chordata; Mammalia; Rodentia; Cricetidae.